Molecule: messenger RNA, 1173 nt
Organism: Suillus paluster
Lineage: Eukaryota; Fungi; Basidiomycota; Agaricomycetes; Boletales; Suillaceae
Product: platelet-activating factor acetylhydrolase, isoform II-domain-containing protein
Exons: 7
Coding region: 100-999 (299 amino acids)
Molecular function (GO): 1-alkyl-2-acetylglycerophosphocholine esterase activity
Source: RefSeq, a predicted model, not a curated record
ACUUGCCCCACUUUACCCCACCCAAGUCAUGAUGCAUGACCCACUGAGGAUAUCGAUGACAUCAUUUUAAGUUGCACCAAUUUCCUCUCGAAAUCCAUCAUGUCUUCCUCACUUGAACAGUCAAGUUUGACACCUUAUGUCUCAUCCUAUUCUAAGUGUUCACCCUUGGGUGCACUGUUCUCCAGAACUCUGCCAAGUUACAGUGGUCAAUAUCCAGUAGGAGUUCACAAUGUUGAAUUGUCAAUACCCAAGCAAUCCUUUGGGAACUUCAAGCAUAAAUCUAUGCCAGACGUGGAGGCAGGUCUUACGAUUGACACCGUGAUGUUCACUCUGUUCUACCCUGCAAUGUCACCUCAUGACACAAGCCAUCAAGCUGUUUGGUUUCCAAGAUUGCAUCAGACAAUUGAUGGCUUCCUCAAGAUGGCCAAACGCACACCCAAUUGUAUCUAUCGAGCAAUAGCAUAUCCAACUGCUGCUGCAGCUAUCUGGGGUAUGGCUUUCCCCAUGAUCGAGAAUGCACCAUUGAUGUCACCACCGCCAUCUGUGAGCAAAUGGCCAGUCAUCAUAUUCAGUCACAGCAUUGGCUGCUCAUGCCUGAUGUAUUCCGCUUUUUGCAGUGAGAUGGCCUCGCAUGGUACUGGCCCCAGCUCUCGCAUUACUGCCAAAGGCGGAAUCAAGCAAGACUUUUACUGGCUGGAUUGGUCAGACUUACACCGAAAAAACAAUACCACACUUUGGCAUGUUCAGCUUGAAGUCCGUAAAGCAGAGUUAGAACAUGUUAUCUGGGCCGUCUAUCACAUUUCUCAAAGUGAACAAGUACCACAGACCCACUUCUCCAGAGGGGCCUGGGAUUGGACGCCUUGGACUUGUGUAGACCCCUCAAACUCUAUCAUGACUGGACAUUCAUUUGGCAGUAGCUUGGCUUUAGCUGCCACCGCUUCCGGCAGUUUCCAUUUCUCCCAUGUAAUUGUCUUUGACCCUGCCACACAAUGUGAUUGAGUAUGAUAAAUUCCUCAUCAAUCAGCUGAUCGCUUUUCAGGACUUACGCCUUGGAAAGGACAAAUAUCUAGUCCCCUGCUGACCAUAAAUUCAGAAGAGUUCUCACUCGGAGCCAAAUUUACCAUACUGCAGGAGGUCACCACAACAGCAUCUUCCUGGCACACAUUCCUUUUG